Trichosurus vulpecula (common brushtail) is the source of this 1707-nucleotide messenger RNA. Its product is annotated as zinc finger protein 2 homolog. The annotation marks the transcript as partial. Gene Ontology annotation, biological process: regulation of transcription by RNA polymerase II. The transcript is spliced from 5 exons. The record is from RefSeq and is a predicted model, not a curated record. Lineage: Eukaryota; Metazoa; Chordata; Mammalia; Diprotodontia; Phalangeridae. Gene Ontology annotation, molecular function: RNA polymerase II cis-regulatory region sequence-specific DNA binding; DNA-binding transcription factor activity, RNA polymerase II-specific.
GGCGGGUAGGAGGUCCAGGAGGUGAAGCCCGUGGGCCUGAAAGAAGGGCAUCGUCAAGCCAGCCUCCUGCCCUGGGCUCCUUCUCCCUCCCCAGCUCAGACUGCAGAAGACCAAGGCCUGGACCAAGCAGGGAUCAUGGAGCAAGAGGGAAUGGCCCAUGAGAGAUGCAGAUCCCCUCCCCAGGAGUUGGUGACAUUCCAGGAUGUGUCUGUGGACUUCACCCCAGAGGAGUGGGGCCUCUUAGACCAUCCUCAGAAGGACUUGUACAAGGAGGUCACACUGGAAAAUGCCUGGAACCUGCUCUCCUUGGGGCUUCCAGUUCCCAGAGAAUAUUUGAUUUCUUAUCUGGAAGAAAGGGAAGCACCAUGGAUCCUGGAACAAGGAGCCCUGAGAAGAUCCUAUACAGAAGGAGAGAUUUCACCUGGAAUGAAAGAGACUACUGAAAAGCUAAGGAUUUCUGUGAAAGAAACUCACAAAGAAAGCUUCAUGAGUGAUGGUCUCUAUGACUUCCCUGGGAGACAAAUCUGUGCUGUAUUUCACAGAAUCCACACAGGAGAGAAACCUUAUGAUUGUCAUCAUUGUGGGAAAGACAUGAGUCAACAGUCAUCCCUUAUUUACUGUCAAAAAAUUCAUACUGGAGAGAAACCACAUAAGUGUCAUGAAUGUGCUGAAUCUUUUAGUGAUCACUCAUCCUUCGUUGUUCAUCACAGGAUUCACAGUGACAAGAAACCUCAUGAAUGUAAUCAGUGUGGAAAGGGUUUGAAUUGCAGCUCCAGUCUUGCUGUACAUCAGAGAAUCCACAUUGGGGAGAAACCGUAUGAAUGUGGAAAGGCUUUCAGACUAAACUGUGAUCUAAGUGCACAUCAGAGAAUCCACAUUGGAGGGAAACUUUAUGAAUGUAAUCAAUGUGGAAAGGCUUUCAGAGUAAACUCCCAACUUGCUGUACACCAGAGAAUCCACACUGGAGAGAAACCAUAUCAAUGUAAUCAAUGUGGAAAGGCUUUUGGAAAGAAAUCCAAACUUACUCUACAUCAGAGAAUCCACACUGGAGAGAAACCUUAUGAAUGUAGUCAAUGUGGAAAGGCUUUCAGACUAAACUCCCAACUUGCUGUACACCAGAGAAUCCACACUGGAGAGAAACCAUAUGAAUGUAAUCAAUGUGGAAGGGCUUUCACACAGAGCUACAGUCUUGUUGCACAUCAGAGGAUCCACACUGGAGAGAAACUUUAUGAAUGUGAUCAAUGUGGAAAGGCUUUCACAAAAAGCUCCAGUCUUGCUUCACAUCAGAGAAUCCACACUGGAGAGAAACUUUAUGAAUGUGGUCAAUGUGGAAAGGCUUUCACAUAUAGCUCCAGUCUUGCUGCACAUGAAAGAAUCCACACUGGAGAGAAACCUUAUGAAUGUAAUCAAUGUGGAAAGGCUUUCAGAGAGAGCUCCAAACUUGCUGUACAUCAGAGGAUCCAUACCGGAGAGAAACCUUAUGAAUGUAAUCAAUGUGCAAAAGCUUUCAGAAUAAACUUUCACCUUGCUAUACACCAGAGAAUCCACACUGGAGAGAAACCAUAUGAAUGUAAUCAAUGUGGAAAGGCUUUCACACAGAGCUCCAGUCUUGUUGCACAUCAGAGGAUCCACACUGGAGAGAAACCUUAUAAAUGUAAUCAAUGUGGAAAGGCUUUCACACAGAGCUCCAGUCUUCUUGCACAUCAG